GCUACUGAACUUGAACUGAGAGGAGGAAGAGGAGGAGGAGGAGGAGGAGUCACUCCUCUAUGAUCAUCCUGGAUGUUGAUGUGAAACUGACCGAACAAACACUAGAACUCAACUUUCCCCUCACACUGAAACAAGCACACCAUCACUUCUGUCACUGAAGCUGUGCUUCUUAACAUGCGUCAUCCGUGAGAAUCUCAGUGAGGGACCGAAGAAGUGAAAGUUUACUCGUCGAUUAGAUUUCUGUCGCUUUCAAUCAGACGCGCGCGAUGUUCGGUCAGACUCUGCGACCCAGACUGUGUGUCCUGGAAAAGGGAGAGAACGGCUACGGAUUCCACCUGCACGGGGAAAAGGGCAAAGUCGGCCAGUUUAUCCGUCUGGUCGAGCCCGAUUCCCCCUCCGAGCUGUCCGGUCUGCGCGCGGGCGACAGGCUCGUGUUCGUCAACGGAGAGCGCGUGGAGACCGACAACCACCAGCAGGUCGUGGCACGAAUACGCGCGACCGCCGGUAACCUGGAGCUCAUAGUGGUGGAUAUGGACACGGAUCAGCUGCUGAAUAAAUACGGCUUGAAGUGUGUGAAGGAGUUUGUCACGGAAGGUGUUCCGGUGCCUGAGUAUGAUGAGCCCGAGAUUGACGAGGAGAUGAUGGGAAACGGCGAACCGAGAGACUCUCCGACACCCCCGCCGAUACCCGAGAGGAACGUGGAGAUCAUUCCCGUCCACAACAUCCCUGCAGAGGUGAAACUCAGAUCAUCCGUGAGCUCGGAAACGGACUUGAAGCUUCAGCUCAGGCCGCGGCUCUGUGUCAUUUGGAAAGGCCCAAAUGGCUUCGGCUUCAACCUGCACAGUGAAAAAUCCAGACCCGGCCAGUACAUCAGAGCUAUAGAUGACGACUCGCCGGCAGAGAAGUCCGGUCUGAAGGCCAAGGACAGAAUAAUACAGGUGAACGGGGUUCCUGUACAGGACACACAGCAUUCGCAGGUGGUGGCUAUCAUCAGAUCCGGUGGAGAUGAAACAUCUCUGGUGGUCGUAGAUCCAGACACAGAUGCUUACUUUAAGAAGUGUGGAGUGACUCCCACCGCUGAACACAUCACAGGAGCAUUACCUGAACCUCUGCUCAACGGCAACAUGGAUGAUAAGAUUAAUGGGAACGUGGCCAAACACGUGGAGCUGAAGGACUCGAAGUCAUCUGUCAGUCCGUCCCCAUCAAACGCAUCCUCCAACGCCUCCCUGACGACUCCACCCACUGAGACUCCGCCCCCUGAGACCGUGGAGGGGUCUAUGGUAGCUGCCAUUCCAGAGCUGAAUCUGUCCUUACAGCAGGUGAAGGAACGCGCUCGUCAGAAGCGCUCCAGCAAGAGAGCGCCACCUAUGGACUGGAGCAAGAAAAAUGAACUCUUCAGUAACUUAUAAACCUCCAACAGCUCCUGACAUCCACUUCUGUUUUUUAACUUCUGAAAGAGAUGUUAUGAGGUUCAGGUCAGUCGACUGGUUGUAUGUACAGUGUGAACAUAGCCUACACACAGAUUUAUAUUGUAUCCAGAAUGAUAUAUGUCACUUACUAACACUUUUAGUAAACUAGAAAUGGGACAUCUGUGAUGUUUUACAAUCAAUGGUUGUGAUGGGAAUGAAGUACUAAUCCCCUGCUCACUAAAUACUGCGCAGUAUACAAUGUAUACUGUCUGAUGUUGUUGUUUUUAUUAACUGUAAAUGAAAUUGAAUCAUAGAGGGGAGUGCUGUUAAAAAUCAUGCUCGAUGUACACUGGAAGUGAAAGGUCAAGGCGAGCACAUUGCAUUAUGGGAUAUAAUAUUCCAUGCAGUGUGAUUGUCAUAUAGUAGAUAUUUUCAGGUAUACCUUAUAGUUGACAUACUGUUAGCACAUUAGAGAACAAUAUGUGAGAGUGUUAGUAUGCCAUUCUAUUUCUAAUCCACUUUGUAUGUAAUAUUCUGUGAGUGUGUGUACAGGGUUUGAUGCAUGAGGCCCUGCUGAGGUGCAAAUGACUUAUAACCCAACAAUGCUGUUCAAUAGGAGUUUGACUAGAAGUUCUGUUAAACAUUUAGCUUUUAUUUAAUGAAGGACCAAAUUUACAGUGUCCAUAGAAAUGCAUCUUAAACUCAACUUUCACUGUCAACCGUUGAUUGCAUGAACAAUAUGAAUGACAGAUCAUUACAGGAUAAGCAUCUUCACACGGCCUCCGUUCCAGGCACUGAGGUAUUUUCAGACGCCUGCCAUUCAAUUGUAUUUUAUAUCUGUAGUACAUGCUAUUGCGUAAUACUGCACUUUUGUAUCACCGGUGUAUUAAUUUUGUAUGUGUGCACAUGUAAAUGUAAUUUCUUUGUAACAAUAAAUGUAUAGCUCACACAAACCUGGCACCCAA
Molecule: messenger RNA, 2374 nt
Organism: Triplophysa dalaica
Lineage: Eukaryota; Metazoa; Chordata; Actinopteri; Cypriniformes; Nemacheilidae
Gene: nherf1b
Product: NHERF family PDZ scaffold protein 1b
Exons: 6
Coding region: 267-1409 (380 amino acids)
Biological process (GO): protein localization to plasma membrane
Cellular component (GO): apical plasma membrane
Molecular function (GO): signaling receptor binding; protein-membrane adaptor activity
Source: RefSeq, a predicted model, not a curated record